UCAUUUCGAACUUGGAUGUGUGGUGGAUCACUAGAGAUCAUCCCUUGUUCUAGAGUUGGCCAUGUAUUUAGGAAAAGACAUCCGUAUGUAUUUCCAGGAGGCAAUGCAAUGACUUAUAUGAAAAAUACAAAACGUGCUGCUGAAGUGUGGAUGGACAAUUACAAAGAUUAUUAUUAUUCUGCAAGACCAUCAGCAAAGGGAAGAGACAUGGGCAGCAUCAAGAGUCGUGUGGCAUUAAGGAAACGAUUGAAUUGCACCACUUUUGAUUGGUACAUGAAGAAUGUUUAUCCAGAGCUAAGUGUUCCGUCUUCUACUAAUAACAAACAUGGAAAGUUAAAGCAAAAUAAUCUUUGUUUGGAUACACUUGGACAUCAAGCUGGUGAACCUGUUGGACUACAAGAUUGUCAACAAAGUAGACAAGGAUAUCAGGACUGGAGUAUUGCUAUGAAAGGACUUAUUCGUCAUUUAAACUUAUGCUUAGAAGCAAGAGGACAGAUUGUUCACCUCCAGUAUUGCUCUAAGGAUCACAUUCAAAACUGGGAGCACACUAAGAACAAUCAUAUUGUACACCUUAGCACUAAACUGUGUCUCAGCAGUAGACACUCAUUAAAUGAACUGACUUUAGAAAUUUGUGAUGAUAAAAGCAAUAAUCAGCAAUGGUUCAUAGUAUCAUGACUUUUAAUAUAUCUCUUUUUGUUAUUUAAUUGAAAGCUGUUCUUUUGAAACUUAUUCCAAA
Molecule: messenger RNA, 736 nt
Organism: Amphimedon queenslandica
Lineage: Eukaryota; Metazoa; Porifera; Demospongiae; Haplosclerida; Niphatidae
Product: polypeptide N-acetylgalactosaminyltransferase 2-like
Exons: 5
Coding region: 16-675 (219 amino acids)
Biological process (GO): protein O-linked glycosylation
Cellular component (GO): Golgi apparatus
Molecular function (GO): polypeptide N-acetylgalactosaminyltransferase activity
Source: RefSeq, a predicted model, not a curated record